AUGUGCCGUGGCACCGAAACUCAACGUUCUUCGCCAUGUCAUCGUAAAUGCUCUUACGUCGAGGCUUUUCAGCAGGCGAACUGUGAAUACAGAUCAUUGGAUACUAUACCAAUCGAAUGCAAUGCUGCUUCGUAUCUAUCGCUCCGUUACAAUAACAUCGCAAAAAUACGACCUGAGAUUUUUAGAGGUUUUCCUUUCCUGAAAUACCUCUUACUAUCAAACAACAACAUCUCACAUAUCGAAGCAAAUGCAUUCAUCGGGGCACCUCAACUUAAGUCUAUCAAACUGCUCUACAACAAUCUUCAGGUGUUCGAUCGGUACGCACUAAACGGAACAGAAAACCGACUCCGAAACAUCUACUUGAGUAGGAACUCACUUAGAGUCAUCGAGAACGGAACCUUCCAACUCGUACCAAAGCUGGAAGUUAUUGAUCUGUACCAGAACCGUCUUUCUCAACUCACUUCCGGUGUCUUCCAACAUUUAAAAAACCUCGAGCGUCUUUUCCUCGGCAUGAACAAACUGGUUGAUCUUCCUGAGGAUGUCUUCAAAGACCUAUCUUCCUUGGUCUACUUAGACCUGUCCAACAAUUCUCUCACAACUCUUUACAUUAAUGUUUUUGCACAUAUGGAUUACCUAAUGACCAUUGAUCUCUCUGGUAAUCGAUUGAUUUCUAUUGGCAAUGUUCUUCAUCUUCCGAAUAUUCGUUUGGAUUUAAGAUGGAACAAACUUCAUCAACUUGACAAUUUGACCUUGGAGAUCUUGACAAGUAACGCCGAAAUUCUGUUUCUGAAAGACAAUCCUUGGCUUUGCGACUGUAGUAUGGAGCCAUUGCGUCAAUGGUUUCAACAACUAUCCAUAAGCAACAAUAAGGACGUCAAGAUUGAUGAUCCAGUGUGUUCGUACCCGAGCGAAUUAGCAGAUCACACUAUCAAUUACCUUAACGUAUCUUUGUGCACUUCUACAUCAACUUCCCUUCCCUUGACUUCUAACAAUGAAUUCCAUAAUAAUGAUAAUGUUGGAAUUGACAAGAACGUAUCAAAGUACCAAGAUUCUGUCACAGAGAGAGCUGAAAGUGGAAAAAGAGAUGAUAAAUUAUUGAUUGUGAUCGUUGGAGUUGUAGUAGCAUUUACCAUUCUGAUUGUGGUUAUAGUAAUCAUUGUGAUAAAGUUUCGAAAGAGACAUUCGGAUGAAACAGGCAGUGAUGAGCUAAAUGUAAGCAUACCUUUAAAGCCUCGCGAACAAUUCGACAAUACGUCUCAUGGAGGCAAAAUGUUAACACCAGAGAAAGAAAUUCUGAACAAAGAAAAAAAUGUUGAAAGGUGUAGCAAAAAACUCAACUUUAUACCUUCAGAAUCUAUCUGCUGAUCCUUAAAGCUACUGCCUCUUUUCAUUAUUAUUUCUUUAAUUUUUGUAUUUAUUUUGAAUCAUUCCUUUCCUGUAAAUAAUAAUGAUUACUUGUAAAGUACACUGCAAAAAUGCCGGUGUUAAAUCAACACCAGCCCGGAAUCUAUACAUGUCCACACCAGAGAAGUGUUAAACAACACCAGUUUGGUUUUGGUCUAGCACCAGAUAGGUGUUUAUACAACACCAAGUAGUAUUAAAACAGCAUCGGUUUGAUUCCAAACUGAUAGUGUUGUUUUAAUAGUUCUCUGGUAUGGACAUAAUAAAUUCCGGGAUGUUGUUAAAUUAGCACCGGCGUUUUUGCAGUGUAAUUAUGCGGAUUUAAUUCAAUAUAACAUACAAAAAUAACUCUGAGGAUAAAGAACAAGAAGAAAAUAAUGGUACUAUCGAUCAGUCGGACAAUUUCAUCUUCUUUGUUAUUUAAUGGGUUUCCUUGAGAACAUUAUAGGCUAUAAUACUUCAUCGUGUAGGCCAAAAUUGUGAAAUAUUUCAUCAAAGCCAAAUGUUAUUAGAAAAAGCUAUUGAAAUAAAGAAAAUGGGGAUUAGUAUCCUUGAUCAAGUUACGGUUUGGGUUAACAUCGCUUAAUAUCAAAAUUAUUUAGAUUUUUUUAUGUUAUUGACUCAUUUGCAGCUGUAUGUAAUUAUAACUUGAUUUAUUAUUGAUCUAUGAAUGUAUUCCGAUAUUAUACUGUGAGUGGGAGCUAAGAAAUUAUUUCAAUCAGUUUCUCCCUUUCCCUUUAUCAUGUUUAUGUCCUAGCCUUCUUGGUCUGGAGAUUACAGAUUACAUCGAAUACAAUUAUAUUGAGAAGAUGUACUCCCAGACUGCAUCAAGAUAGCCGUCACAGAGCAAUGAUAUUAAUCAUAGUUCUCUUUUUUCCACAAAGCUCUAUAAAACUGGAGGACUGAUUUAGCACCCAUUCGGAUUUUCAGCAAGAAGUUCGCAACGCAUUUAUUUGUCAUUGAGCUAGGCCAUUUUUUUCUUCUUCAGAUUUUUCAUCUAUAUUAUUGGUUCUGUGGUAAAAAGAUACUGCGUGUCAUGCAGUAAAGACUUUGCAGUCACAAAGAGCUGGAAUUUUCAAAGUUUACAAUAUAGAGAUAUUUUUUUUAUAUUCUUAGGCAUCGGUCUCUUCUAUCGGUUAUAUGACAUUUGCUCUGGCGACAAAUGCUACACCAUAAAUUCCACAUACAAAUAUGAUUGCGAUAAAAACACUAUUAUAUUGCCGCGGCGUGUUCUCAUUCUUUCAUACAUCUUUAGUCCUUGAAACUUUCGUCUAAAAACGAAAAGCCUUAACAUGAAUGUUCCUUCUUGGGGGUAAUGUGCAAUACUCCUAGCUGUAGUAGCCUGAUUUUUUUUUUCCAUUUGAUUUAGAUAUGUGUCAAAUCAUAAUUGCCUCGGGUGCCUUUUUUAGUUUUUGUUUGUAUUUUAUUUUGUGUCCAUCAAAGUGGAACGCUUGUGUGCAAGUCGAAUUGUUGUCAUGGAGAAAAUGUGUUUUUAAAAUUGAUAAUGCGGAAUCGAGUUUCCACUUUUAGCUUGUAUAUAGAUUUAAAGUGUCAUUAUACUUCUAAUGAUUCGUCUCCUAAUUACUACUGGGAUAAUUUUGUGAUCUGUAUAUAUUAUUAUCAUUCUAACUAUCUCUAGAUUAAAUCUUGGUUUAAUCAUUGGUGGUUUAAUGAAUGAGGACACUAAAAGGCAACCACACUGAGCAGAUUAACGUUGUAUUCAUUUUAACAGUGAUAUAAUGGCAGAUCAAUAUUAAUAUUUUGCUAAAGAAAAAUUUGCAAUCUGCUUUCAUACUGAAUUGAAUUUAUUUUCAUACUUCACAAGAUAACAAAAUAAUAACAUAAUACAAGAAAUACAUUUGAUUACAUAGGAAAUACAAAGAUAAUGGCAGUAAAUAAAGUGAAAUAUGAAGGAACCUGCAUAAAAAGCAGAGCUUGUAAAGUCUGCAGGUUCCUUAAAGUAAUUAUGAAGUUCGUAAGGAGAUCGGACACUAAAUAAAAAUCAGACUACAAAGGAAAAACCAAAGAUUAGCGCAAAAUCACGGGGUAAAGAAUUAGAGGAGAAGUGGACAAUGUGAAAUAUAGGAGGGGAAUGAGCGAAGAAUGAAAAAAAAAAAAAACUAUAUCACAGAAUACCUUUAAAAGGUACAAAUCAAAUACAUUAUAUGUAUUCAGCCAGUGCGUCUUAACGGUGUCCAUAACUGGACAAAAGAAAUGAUUUCAGUUUACAUUUAAACAUACUUAGGGAUAAACAGCUAGUUAUUUCGUUUGGAAGAUUAUUCCAAAGCCUUGGUCCUUCGAAUACAAUUGUUCUUUGAGCAAAUAACGUACGAGUACGUGGGAACUAUUUGUCUAUUUACUGAAAAGUUUUUACAAGUUUACUUGGACUUUGUAUCCAUGUUAUCUAUGCACGAGCUUUCAUUUUUCCUGUGCAUUGUAUACAUGUAUUUUGAUUGCCCAAAAUGACAUACUUUAUACUUUAUGAGCAAUAAUUUUCAUAACUCAUUCAAUGUAAA
Lytechinus pictus (painted urchin) is the source of this 3917-nucleotide messenger RNA. Its product is annotated as leucine-rich repeat-containing protein 15-like. NCBI's taxonomy places the organism in Eukaryota, Metazoa, Echinodermata, Echinoidea, Temnopleuroida, Toxopneustidae. The record is from RefSeq and is a predicted model, not a curated record. The coding region runs from base 1 to 1365 and encodes 454 amino acids. Gene Ontology annotation, molecular function: protein binding. The transcript is spliced from 2 exons. Gene Ontology annotation, cellular component: plasma membrane.